Molecule: messenger RNA, 1200 nt
Organism: Scedosporium apiospermum
Lineage: Eukaryota; Fungi; Ascomycota; Sordariomycetes; Microascales; Microascaceae
Exons: 4
Coding region: 1-1200 (399 amino acids)
Source: RefSeq, a predicted model, not a curated record
AUGGCGGACAACACGACGGUCGACGUGACGGACGUCCCCGACGAAUACAUCGGCCAGUCAGUGGUACCAUGCGCCGUGAUAUCCACCGCCGUUGCCGCCGCGUUUGUCGGUCUCAGAUUCUACACAAGGGUGGUGGAGGCAGGAUUAGGACGACACAAGCAGUAUCUCUCUACCAAACAGUUUGAAACAUAUCUCCAAGCGAAUCUAUUCAGCUCCAUCCUCUACGUCGCCUCCCUCACCUUCACCAAGCUCUCUAUCCUCUGCCUCUACCUCCGCAUCCUCACCUACGAGCGCACGCAGCUCGCCACCAAAGUCCUCAUCGCCACUGUCACCAUCUCCCACACUUAUAUUCUCACCAACCUCUUCGUCUCCUGUGUCCCACUCAAGGCCUUUUGGGACUACUCCAUCCGAAAGAACUCCUAUUGCCAUGAUUCGUCCAUAUACUGGUCUAACUAUAUCCUACACAUCGCGACCGAUUUCUUAAUCUUCUUGCUUCCCCUCCCCGUCAUUUCGAAGCUGAGGAUACCAAAGAAGCAAAAGUUUGGCCUCCUUGCCGUCUUCCUCCUUGCGUUCGGAGUCUGCGCCGUCUCCGUCCUCCGAAUGGUCCUUUUCCUCGACUCCAACGGCCCGGACCGCCCCAACCGCGGCGACAUCACCUUCACGACCAUCAGCAUGGCUAACUGGUCCAUGAUCGAAAUCUGCGCCUCCAUAGUCUGCGCCUGCAUGCCGACACUAAAACCCCUCAUCAUGCGUAUCGUGCCAAACUUCUCCCGAUCGAGCUCCCCCGCGACGGACUGGCAUGACGACGUGGCCGUCAUGGCUGGAUACGAGAGGCCGCUGACGGUCGGGACGAGACCGAGUAGGAAGAACAGAUUGCUGUCGGCGCGAGAUCUCUUGAAUUCUAGGACUACGACAAGCGAUAGGGUUCCUCCCAUUAUGGGUGGGGGAUUGGAUGGGGCCGAGAGAGCAGGUGUUACUCUCGGUGCAAGGAGGUUUAGUUGCGGGACUUGCUCUGAUGGGGCGAGUUUGCAAAAGGCAAAGGUGAGAGAGGAGGAAUACGCGAUGGAAGACCUGUCGCCCGUGGAAAGGGACGAUUUGGAGGCGUAUCGCGCGGGGAUGCAGUCGCCUGCCGAGAGCGAGAGGCCGCUGAGGCCAAGUGCUUCGGACACGAGGUCCGUCUAUGAGCAGCAGCGUCGGUGA